This is a messenger RNA of Macrobrachium nipponense, 3866 nucleotides long. RefSeq lists its product as uncharacterized. NCBI's taxonomy places the organism in Eukaryota, Metazoa, Arthropoda, Malacostraca, Decapoda, Palaemonidae. The transcript has 11 exons. Gene Ontology annotation, biological process: chemical synaptic transmission; regulation of membrane potential; signal transduction. Gene Ontology annotation, cellular component: neuron projection; plasma membrane; synapse. The record is from RefSeq and is a predicted model, not a curated record. Bases 1 to 3276 code for a protein of 1091 amino acids. Gene Ontology annotation, molecular function: transmembrane signaling receptor activity; extracellular ligand-gated monoatomic ion channel activity; neurotransmitter receptor activity.
AUGAAGAUCCUAACCCUUCUCGUAAACAUUCUGAACCUGAUUGGCUGCAAAUCCACUUCACUGCCUGAGGGUAACCGCUCCAGGAAGCUGUGGCACAAACUGUUCCGAGACGUCGAGAAUGUGACCUACGCCUGCAAUCAGGUCAUUCCAUUCAACCGUUUACCAAAGGAGGCAGAGGAGCACUUCAAUGAAACGGGAGGCUUCUGGUCACUUUCCUUCGACGAUGUUAGACGUGUGGGACAUCUGGAGGAUUUCAUCAGCCGCCUGAGGAAAGGGAUGUGGCAAUCGCCGAAUGGGUACGAUACUGGUCGACAGGAUAUAGGCCAUCCUGAAAACAUUUCAGCUAUUCAUUUAAGUGCUUUAGAAGCAGCCUUGGAUUUCCUAGAUUCUCUCCACUCACGAAGAGACAACGCAAUUAUUCGAGUUAAUCCAGUGCCUUUCCUAUGGCAAGACGUAUUUGUUAUGUACGCUUGGCUUUCUUGGGUGACUAUUUUCACCUCGCUCAUCGUAGCCUACAGCACCUUCUCCCAGUCAAAAGAGCAACACUGCAAUGCUGCUCCAGAUCAGACGAACUCGCCUGUAAUUGUACGCCUGUCUUCUGUACCUUACCAAAGCAGGACACACUUGAUGUGGCUGUUAGUGAUGGGGACGUUCUUUGCAUUACAUGAUGGAGGAGAGGCGGCCGUCCACUUACAGACAGACGACGUAGCCAGAGGCGAGUCUGGUCUCACAUGGCGUUACACACUUCCAACUCUACAAGAAUUCACCUUCUGCGUUCGACUCUACUCAUACAGGAGCCGUUAUUCGGAUUACUUCUUUUCCUACGCCAUUCGCGAUAGCGACAACGAGCUGGCCUUUCAUAUUAAAUAUGACAUAAAAGAGCUUCGAAUGGCCUGUUGCGGAAAGAGAAUCUUCCACAUCCUCGACAUAGACCUAGCACCACUGAGGUGGUUCUACUUUUGCGCCGCUGUGAAUCUGUCAUCACUAACAGCGACUUUCGUCCACUCAUUGGGCACCGCGAAUGGUACCUUGGAUGACUCAAGGAAAGGACUUCGAGAACCACUUCUCGUGAAUGGGGGUGGCAUAGUCAUUCUCGGACAAGAUCAGGACGAACCAGGAGGCGGAACAGACAAAGAGCAGAGUUUUAAUGGGAUUAUAUCAGAUUUGUAUCUGAUGAAAGGCUUAGCAACUCAUCAACAAAUGAUGGAAUACAUUGAGUGCAACAACGAUGCCAUAUGGCAGUCUUCUCCCCUCAUACAUUUCCAUAACAUAUCUCAAGACUUUAAGCUUGGGCCUUACACCGAGGAGAAGAGGAACAUGAGUACCUGUCCUCCAAAUAAUAAGAUUUAUUCCAUAUUCCCUGAGCCACGCAAUUAUAAAGAGGCGCUCCACUUUUGUUCAAUACUGAAUGGCAGGAUGGCUCUUCCUCUGGACGAUGAAGAUAAUGUGAUGCUUUACAGCGAAGGUAAGAAUUACUCGGUGAAAUGUUCUGCUUUUGAGAAAUCCGGUGGCGUGUGGGUAGGAGUCGAAUGGAACAAUAAGAAACGAAUUUGGCAGAAUACUUACACCAAACAAGCAUCAACCUUUAAAAAUUUUGGGGUUGAAAUAAGUCCUACGGCUGAAGAUCCCUUAUGUGUCCUCUCUCGAACCCAUUCGGAUUCUACUGACAUAAGAAGAGAUGGCAAUUGGGACAUCGAACUUUGCUCAAGAAGUGUCUGUACAGCCUGUCAGUUUGAAGAUUCCAGACCUCUUAAAAUCAGGGGCUUGUGUGAGGAGUCAAUAUUUGAUAGACAGUAUUAUGUUUAUAACAGAAUAAACGAACGUCCUGUUUUCAAUGGGAUGAGGUGGACUAAAAUUGCCUGGAAUAAUAGCCAAUCAGCCUAUGACUACACCUGGGUGCUAUACCAGAUCGCUGAGCCCAACGUGCAAGCUAGGAUGGUGAGAAAGUCCGAGUUGGAGUAUCCCAUUGGGGUGCACGAAUUCGAAGUAGUCGGAGACAAAUGUCCGGGGAAACUCAUUCAGCUGAAGCUCACAUCUUGCCCAGAUGGAAUGUACACCUGUAGCGAUGGGAGCUGCAUUAAAAUAGACAAGAGGUGUGAUUUAGAAUUAGAUUGUGCUGAUCGAGGGGAUGAACUUGGCUGCGUCACUGUGAUACUACCACCUGGAUAUGACAAGCGUAUACCCCCGCCAAAAAUAGAUAGUUCCACGCCUGCGCAAAUCUCCUUUGAUUUCAUAAUUCGGCUUAUCAGAAAGUUUAGCUUGCUGGAUUCUAACCUUGUUGUGGACUUUCUGAUCACAAGAAGUUGGUUCGAUUCUCGUGUACAAUACAAAAAUUUACACGAAACCAAAAACUUAAAUCUCAUUGACGGCAUAGUUGACGUGAUAUGGUAUCCGGAUGUUACGCUUCUUGGGGCAGACCAGAGUAUUGCUACAUCUGAGAUUUUAAGCACUACUGGAUGGGGCCAAAGACUCACAGAACCUGAACCAGACGAUGAUAAACGACUUGAUGAAGACGUGUUUUUCUCUGGCAGCGGUAAUCUCCUCAUGUUAGAGCGAGAGCUUACUGUUACUCUGAUGUGUACCUUUGACUUGACAAUGUAUCCUUUCGAUUCUCAACGCUGCCCAUUAAUCUUUUACGUGGGGGAUUAUACGAAGCAUUAUGUGAGCACAGUACUGAAUAAGGUGGAAUUUACUGGAACGAGACGUCUAUUUGAAUACCUGGUGACCAGCAUUGAACACGAGCCCUUAAUCUACCAAAACAAGAGCGGCCAACAAAUACAGAUCGUGAUGACCAAUCUCUACGGUUACUACAUCAGCGGCGCCUACAUCCCAACGCUUCUGCUGGUGAUCAUCUCCUACUCGACUUUCUACUUCCCGCUGGAGGAUUUCACGAACAGGAUCAUGGUGUCUUUGACGUCCUUACUUGUCUUGGCAUCUCUCUUCUCACAGAUCGCUUCCGGUUUACCCAAAACAGCCUACAUGAAACUGAUCGACGUCUGGUUCAUCUUCUGCAUUUUGGUGGACUUCGUCAUGGUCAUCCUGCUGGUCAUCAUAAACUCCCUCGUCGACAGCCAGGUGUCGCAUACCCCCAUCCAGGUUCUCAGCGCAAAUGAUUUUUCUGGAAAGGUGCCAGUGAUGAAGUCGGCGCUCAGAGUCGACGGCAAGCUAUGGAAUAAAAUGUCCCUGAUCCUGCUGCCGAUUUGCGUCGGUCUGUUCAUCAUCGUUUACUUCUCUGGCGUUGCUUACAAUCUGGGCAGUGUCAAGGAUACGUUUUAAGCCCCAGAAUGUUACUGAGCGACUGCUGGACUGGAUGAUCGGUUGGGUUGAUGAUUAUGUAUAUAAGCGUAUUCCUGAUAGAAACUAAAUUUAGAGGUAUUUACAAUUGACUAUUUCUCUUGCUUUUCUUUUCUGUCUUUUGAAGACCAUGUCAACUUUCCAGUUAUAAUUUAAUUUUAACUAAUAAAGUACGACCAUACAAUAAAUAAAUAAAUAAAUAAAUAAAUAAAUAAAUAAAUAAAUAAAUAAAUAAAUAAAUAAACUCAAUAGUGAAAGAAGGUAAAGACCAAGAUAAGGAUAAAAAUGUAAUGUGGAAUUUGUGAUGACUUGUGGGUACUGUCAAUUAAUCUAAAGAAGGGAUUGUUGACGUACAUCAGAGGGUCAGCAUUUGAACAAAGAACUUAUACUUAUGAUUUAAUAUGCAGUUUUUAUUUCUUAACGUGUGAAGAAGUUCAUGAUUGCUAGUCCUUAGAGGUAUUUACAAUUGACUAUUUCUCUUGCUUUUCUUUUCUGUCUUUUGAAGACCAUGUCAACUUUCCAGUUAUAAUUUAAUUUUAACUAAUAAAGUACGACCAUACAAUAAAUAAAUA